Molecule: messenger RNA, 2150 nt
Organism: Phyllotreta striolata
Lineage: Eukaryota; Metazoa; Arthropoda; Insecta; Coleoptera; Chrysomelidae
Source: the annotation of a GenBank genome assembly
GUAUGGCAAUAGGCACCUGAUAUCAUUAGGCACCUGAAGCAUUUCGUUAAAAUAGCUUUGAAAUUUAUCUUAUCAGUGAACUCGUUGGCAUUAACACAUAUCGUCAUUCGGCGAUGAAGUGUGCGAGCGUCGACGAAUCCACAGAAUCCACGGAAAGUUUGCUGGGCGAUAGCGGAAUCGCGAGAGCACGCGGCUCGGGUGACAGGGGCCUCAGAAAUCGACGGGAGUUCGUCAAGAUGACCGGUCAGUUGCAGUGUCUUUUGGCGUUCGCGACGCUGCUCAGUUUAAUUUACGGCGUGCAAUUGGCCAUCAGCGACGCCGCCGGUUACAAAGUGCCGUUGGAAGAGAAAUUGAAAGUAUUCCGAUUUAACGAAUCCGAUUCCGAUGAAGUAUGGACGUACGACUGCUCGAACAAGCGAUGCGAGCGGAGGGAACUGCGGGAGAACGAGCGGCCUUUGCCGCUGAUCGAAUGCAAUAUGUUGUGCGACACUCCUUCGUUGUGGCCCAAGCCCAAAUCCGUGACGGUAACCGAAAGAAAACUGUCGACUUUCGCCAAGAACAGCGUAUUGACGAAACUCAACGCGCCGAAAAGCGUGGAGAAAGAUCUCCGGGAAGCUUUGAGCAUCUUCGCGAACAAUCUGCCGCAUGAUCAAUCCGAGAACGACGUCGAAUUGGACAAUAUCAGCGUAAAUAUCAAAGUAACGAGCGAUGUCAGAACAAUUCAACUAAACACCGACGAAAGUUACAAGCUUGCUGUUAGUAAAAAAGGUAACAUCGUGGUCGCUGAUAUCGUCGCUCCGACUUACUUCGGCGCUCGACACGCUUUGGAAACCUUAAGUCAGUUGGUAAUCUACGACGAAUCGUCGAAAAAUUUGAAAAUCUACCACGACGUAGAGAUCGUCGACAAGCCGGCGUUCCCUCACAGGGGCUUAAUGGUGGACACCUCCAGGAAUUUCAUUCCGAUGAAACAACUACAGCGAAUCGUAGACGGAAUGGCCAUGAACAAACUCAACGUUUUCCACCUGCAUUUAACCGACGACGUUAGUUUUCCUAUAGUACUACCAAGGAAUCCUUGGCUAGCGAAAUACGGAGCCUACAGCCCUUCUUCCACAUACUUUCCAGACGAUAUCAAAGGUUUGAUAGAACACGCCAGGAUCAGAGGCGUCAGGGUGAUCCUGGAGAUCGACGCGCCGAGCCACGCGAACGCCGGCUGGAGCCACGGCAACACCGACAAAGACCAGAUAAUCAUUUGCGGCGACGAAGACGUCUUCAACGGGCACCUGAACCCCGACAGCAAGCCGGCGCAGAACCUCCUCGGCAGCGUCUAUUCGGAUCUCCUAGACCUGGGCACCGACAACGAAACCUUCCACAUCGGCGGCGACGAAGUGAACAUCGAUUGCCUGGCUCGCACUAAAAGCGCGAGCAACUUCAGCGACACCUACGACUUUUGGGCUCACUACGUCAACGAUAUCUUCAAAACCGUGCAGAAGGCGUUCCGCGAUAAACCACCGGAGAAUAUCGUCAUUUGGUCCAGUCCGCUCACCGACAGAAAAAUCGAUUCGCUGAGUUACGCCAAGAACCUAAUAGUGCAGUACUGGUACGGCAACUUGGAUUCGAUCGUGAACAACGGCAACAAAGUAAUCGUCUCGACGGUGGGAAGAUGGUACUUGGACUGCGGUUUCGGGUCGUGGAAGGCGUCGCAGACGCGAGGCGUCUGCGAUCCCUACACCCCCUGGCAGACGUUCUACGACUACAGGCCGUGGGGCGACUACCGCGGCAGGAGGCAGCAGUUCCUGGGCGGCGAGGCUUGCCUGUGGACGGAGCAAGUGGGGGUGCACACCGUCGAGAGCAGGAUAUGGCCCAGAGGGGCGGCGUUCGCCGAGCGAAUUUGGAGCGAUCCUCCUGCGAAGGAUCUGAACGAUUUGGUGAAGAGACUGGCCGAUCAGUCGCGGAGGAUGUUGAGCAGGGGAUUCGGCGUGGCUGCUAUUUGGCCCGAAUGGUGCACUCUUAAUCCCGGAAAAUGCAUGUAAUUCAAGGCGAUUCGAUUAGACAAUGACAAUGACUGUAAACGAGAUGACUUUUUUAAGAAAUAAAGCUUUAUUUUUAUUUUGUAGUACUACCAAUAUUAUACCAGAUUUGAUUGCUGUGAA